UCUCAGUGAACAUGAGGGUCAGGACCUGAUGAAGUUACUUAACUUAAAGUUGUUUACAUGUAUGUUCAUGAUUCCGACCAAAGUACAUGGUACAGUAAUAUCUGGGGAUAUGGAAAGGUUUAAUUGAUUGAGCUCAGUUAUCAGUUUUUUGGCCCCCUAAGGGCAAAGGUCAAGAAUAAAAGACAAUAGACAAACAAAAACUUCAGAAGCAACAUGUUUCGUUAUGCACAGUUAAAUAACUCACAUUACAGCUGACUUGAUAGCGCAGUCCGCAACAUUUCGCCCAACAAGCACGCCGGCAGUGAAGCAAUUUCAUUGGCCGGCUCUGCUAACGUUAAAAAGGGGCGUGGCGUGUAGUCUCUGUUAGCAACUAGCUCCCAUGUGAGCAUUUUGGGAUUAGGUUCAUCCUGGUCGGUUAGUUUGCAGAAACGAAAACUGAUUGUUUACAGCGUAUCAUUUAUCACAACGGGGGUGCCUUGGUGUACUCCUGCUCACCUUUAGUAUCUACCAGGCUGUGGGAAGGAUGAUUUAGUGAAGUGGACACCGGCCUCUCUGUGGACAUGGCGCUGAUGCUAAGUUAGCUAGUUAGCCGAACAGGCCCGGUAGCUGCGCUGUGGGUAUAACAACACUAGCUUAUCUUAGCCUGUAACACUGUUUGAUAAUGCUAUAGUCGCGUUAUGACAAUCACUUAAUAACAGCGUCGUUAGGCUGAAGGCGAACAUUUAUUUAGCACUCGAAGUAAGCUGUCGAUUUGUUUGGCUAACAUGUAGCUAACAGUAGCUUCGGGCAUUGUGUGGUAUGUAGCCAUGGUAUGCUAACCAGCCAUUAAGAAAGUUGCUCAUUGGUCAUAGCGUUACAAGAAAACGUUAGCACAGGUCAAUGUGGGCCAGCCAAGUAGUUGUGAAAUGAAGAGUUACAUUAGUUAUGUUUAAAGUGUUGUGUUAGCAGGAGUUAAACAGACUACAGGGCCUUUGCAGAUUGUUGUGUUGACUCACUUUGUUUCACCUCAGCUCUGAUGCAGAUUAUAUCUUUUAAUGAUGUAAAGUUUGCAAAGUUGGGAGAGAAACCAUGUAACAUCACUGAGCUGGUUAUAGCCACUUAAAGUUCAUGACUUGAGGAGGUAAAGCUGGUAAAGAUGAACCAUCCAGGAGUGUUGCCACAGGAGAAGAUGGAGCUGGAUCUGGACAUCCCAUCUUCUGUAAUCCAAAGCGAUGGACACCUGAGGAGAUCCAACAGUGCACCCAUGAUUAAUGGCUUAAGUGAUAACUCCCAAGUGUUCCAGAGAGAGGUCCUGCGAAGCCGGAGAAAUAGCACUACAGUUGUCAACAGACCCAACAUGGUCCCAUCAUCGCCCAUACGAGUCCCCAGCACCCGACUCCAUCAGAUCAAACAGGAGGAGGGCGUAGACGUGAUGAACAGAGAAACAGCUCAUGAGAGGGAAGUUCAAACAGCCAUGCAGAUGAGCCAAUCCUGGGAAGAAAGCCUUAGUCUGAGUGACAAUGAUCAGGAGAAAUCUGCAUCAUGUUCUCCAAAGCGCGUAGACUUUGUGCCGGUGUCGCCCGCCCCGUCCCCAACCAGAGGGAUUGGAAAAAAGAAGCAGUGUUUCUCUCCUUCACUACAAAUCCUGGUGAGCAGCAAUGGCCUAACGCCCAGCCCCAUUCCCAGCCCAACUCGCCGCUUCAGCAGACGGAGUCAAAGCCCGAUCAACUGCAUCAGAGCCAGCAUACUAGGGCCCAUGAAACGUAAAGGGGAGAUGGAGACUGAGAGUCAACCUAAGAGGCUCUUCCAGGGUACAACCACUAUGCUGUCCUCCGAUGUGUCCAACCUGUCAGAUCUCACCUGUCACUCUCCAGAUUUGCUGGAUGGCAGCCUCAGCAGCGUCGGCUCGUCCACAGACUCACCCGGCAAAAUGGAGGGAGUGUCGCCUUCCUCGUCCAGCAACUCUCCCUUCGCUUCCCUCCAGGAUCUGUCCCCAAAGUGAGCGUGGGACGACUAAAGAAACGACAAAGGAACGGCGCCCCCCAGAAGCUUCUCUCCAGGGAACAUGUUUCCUCCUCAGACCCUCCAUUAGCGCCUCGAUUUGGUUAAAGUGGAGCUUUCCAUGUUUGUAUCAGAUGUGUAUGGCUACAUUUUGGAGGGGUGAGAUAUGUUUGUGUUCAGGAAAUGGAAGCCAUGGAUGAGAUUGCGUGUGCAAGAGGGGAGCCUGGUGAAAUCACACAGGCCGGAAGAUGCUGUGAGCACCACAUGGCUUUCAUAGUGAACUUGUGUUCUGAAGUGGAUAGGCUGCCGUUUCCCAUCACUGGAGAGACAUUGAGCACUGGACAUGUAAAGACAGCUGGAUGUGUACUUCUCUUUGAUUUGUGCUGAUGAACGUCUGUCCACAGGCCUCUGUAUGUAUGCUGUCUGCAAAUGUUGUAAGAAAAGAUUUAACUUAUUGUUUCCCUGCUUUGUUUGUAAUUAUGUAAAUAUUAAACUUGUCAAAUGUGGUACAUAGUUUUAAGUUUGUUGUGAGGUGAAUGUGGGCAGAGGUCUUCAACAGCAAAGGUGUUUGUUGUAAAGGAACAAACUUCUGGUUUAGAUCUGUGGAGGUUUCUAUUCUGUUAUAUUGAAAGUCAUUUCAGCACAUAUUCAUAUUUUUAUGAUGGGGGCGGGGAACUGUGGUGGGUUCUUCUAGGCUUUUAUACCCAGUAUGCACCUAGUGGUAAAUUGUGGCUGAAGUAAAAUGGUCUUCACUGUUUGGCUUUCAACACUACAGGUUCCUCUGUAUCCUGUGUUCUUGUCAGGAUGUUUGUAGAUAAGCAGAGUAUUAAAAAAAAUGUUGUUAUUUAUAGAAAAAGUAUAUAUACAAAAAUGGAUGGUGAUAUUUUAUUCCCUAGUAGAAAAACCUUGAUGUUUUCAGUUAAACCGAGUCAACUUACUGCUGCAAUGUUUAGCAAAAAAACCAAAAUGUCACCAUCACAUCGUGAGUUAAGGACUGCUGUUUCUGCUGUGGAUUCAUUUUGUAUCAACUUCUUGCACAUGAUAUGAACCCUGUGAUGUUUCAGCCACUGUGUAAGCGGAGAAGUAAAACUUGACUUUCUUGUAAUACAGCCCUGAAAUAACAGUAUGCAGGAGGUUUAGCAUGUACUGUGAUUUCUGCACCUACAUGUGCUUUAACUGACACAGCACAAACUCCUUCAUGGUUCUGUAGCCUUUAAUGAGUUCUGUACAAAAGGAAGAGAUUGUAAGUCAUUUUAUGGAAGUGUGCCCUUUAGUUUAAAUCUGUGUUUGCAGUUCACUUUGUCUUUUGCUUUCUACAAAUCAGAGAGUGGGCAAUGGUCUACUUGUUCUGCUGUUGACAAGAUAUUUUUCAAGUUUUCUUCUAGGUCAUCUAAAACGUUCAGGGCAUGAAUCUAGUAAAUGUUAUACUUUGUGUCUGUGAUCAAAAGGCUGUCAUCUUUUAAGCUGGCUCACAUCAUGCCCAUGCUUUGUUUGACUGCAAUCAUAGCAGACAUCAGGAUUAAAUAAAUUAUUUCUCUGAUGUGACUGUGGAGCUGAAUAUUC
Molecule: messenger RNA, 3543 nt
Organism: Labrus bergylta (ballan wrasse)
Lineage: Eukaryota; Metazoa; Chordata; Actinopteri; Labriformes; Labridae
Gene: pabir2
Product: PABIR family member 2
Molecular function (GO): protein serine/threonine phosphatase inhibitor activity
Source: RefSeq, a predicted model, not a curated record